Messenger RNA from Phyllopteryx taeniolatus (common seadragon), 7241 nucleotides. RefSeq names its product adenylate cyclase 1a (gene adcy1a). Gene Ontology annotation, biological process: cAMP biosynthetic process; adenylate cyclase-activating G protein-coupled receptor signaling pathway; intracellular signal transduction. The transcript is spliced from 19 exons. Gene Ontology annotation, molecular function: adenylate cyclase activity. Bases 273 to 3491 code for a protein of 1072 amino acids. The record is from RefSeq and is a predicted model, not a curated record. Gene Ontology annotation, cellular component: plasma membrane. NCBI's taxonomy places the organism in Eukaryota, Metazoa, Chordata, Actinopteri, Syngnathiformes, Syngnathidae.
GCUGUAUCCAUAUAUAAAAGACAAUCACCGUUAACCCUGCGUGAGCGAGCGAGCGAGCGAGAGAGAGAGAGAGAGAGAGAGAUGUUGACUUUUGUGACGACACACCAACUAUCGCCAACCUGUGGAUAAGGCGCGCACGCACACUUUCCACGGAGCCAUGAAGUAUAGGGGGAAGAGGGGUGGGUGGGGGAGAGGCGAAUCCCGACCGUGGGAGUGCAAGCAGAAAGUUGAAGCGUUGUGCGCCAUAUACCCGCUUCGUGAAUGGCCCCAUUAUGGAGGAGAUGUCAUUCCAAAGAGUUAAGACCCGGCGGAGGAAGGGUCACUGCCCGGCCGGUGCGCCGCCGCUGGACGCCAUCGUGUGCGAGGACGAGUUCAAGAGCCAGGAGCUGGAGGCUCUCUUCCAGAACUACAACCUGAAGCUGGAGCAGACGGCCACCCUCAAGGCGCUGGCGGUGCUCAUUGUCGCCGCGUCAUCGCUGUCCCUCGUGGAGCUGCUCUCCAACCCUCGUCUGACGCUCUCCAAGGGCUCCAGCCCCGUGCACUGCGUGGUUUUCCUCUCGCUUUUCAUCGUCACUAAUGUCAAAUACCUGCAGGUGACGCAGCUGCAGCAAACGGCCAAGCUCGCCCUGCUCUUCAGCUUCACCUUCGCGCUGCUCUGCUGCCCAUUCCCGUUGGCCCUGGGCGCGUCGGAGCCGGCGGGCGCCACCGCACCCGAGCAAGGCGUGUGGCAGCUCAUGCUGGUCACCCUGGUGGCUUACAUGCUGCUGCCAGUGCGGACUCUGCUGGCUGUGCUUUUCGGCGGCAUGCUCGCUACAUCCCACUUUAUUGUCAUCUCAACGUCGAUCCCCAGGAGGACACAGGAGCUGUGGAGACCGUUGGCAGCCAAUGCGGUGCUUUUCAGCAGUGUCAACCUGUUGGGGGUGUUUGUGAGAAUUCUCACUGAGCGCACACAGAGGAAAGUCUUCCUGCAGGCCCGCAACUGCAUCGAAGAGAGGCUCCGGCUUGAGGACGAGAACGAGAAACAGGAGCGCCUGCUAAUGAGUCUCCUACCCAGGAAUGUUGCCAUGGAGAUGAAGGAGGACUUUCUGAAGCCCCCCGAGAGGAUCUUUCACAAGAUCUACAUUCAACGUCAUGACAAUGUCAGCAUAUUGUUCGCAGAUAUUGUGGGUUUCACCAGCCUGGCUUCCCAGUGUACUGCGCAGGAAUUGGUCAAAUUGCUCAAUGAGCUCUUUGGAAAGUUUGAUGAACUUGCUACAGAGAAUCACUGCAGGCGAAUAAAGAUCCUGGGGGACUGUUAUUACUGUGUAUCAGGGUUGACCCAACCUAAGGCUGACCAUGCCCACUGCUGUGUAGAGAUGGGCCUUGACAUGAUUGACACCAUAGCGUCAGUGGUAGAGGCAACAGAGGUGGACUUGAAUAUGCGUGUUGGCCUACACACAGGACGGGUGCUGUGCGGCGUGCUGGGCCUCAGGAAAUGGCAGUAUGACGUCUGGUCAAAUGAUGUCACUUUAGCGAAUGUGAUGGAGGCCGGAGGACUGCCUGGAAAGGUUCACAUAACAAGGACCACCCUGGAGUGUUUGAAUGGUGACUACGAGGUGGAACCUGGCUUUGGCCACAAGAGACACGUCUUCCUUCAGAAACAUCACAUAGAGACGUUUUUCAUCGUGCCAUCACACAGACGGAAAAUCUUUCCUGGUUUAAUUUUGUCUGACAUCAAACCAGCCAAGAGGAUGAAGUUCAAGACUGUAUGCUACCUGCUUGUGCAACUAAUGCACUGCAGGAAGAUGUUCAAGGCGGAGAUCCCCUUCUCAAAUGUCAUGACCUGUGAGGAUGAUGACAAGCGGCGAGCCUUAAGGACUGCAUCUGAGAAGUUAAGGAAUCGGACAUCUUUCUCAGCAGCCACCAUCCAGCACUCACCAGGAACACGAGUCAAUCGCUACAUUGGACGCCUCAUCGAAGCUCGGCAGACUGAGUCAGGGACAUCAGAUCUCAAUUACAUUACCUUGUUCUUUAGGAACAGGGACAGGGAGCGCAGGUAUAACCAGAUGUGUGAUGAUCAUUUCAUCGGCGCAGUGGUUGUCUCUCUGAUCCUGGCUGCAUUUUUUGGCCUUAUCUAUCUGUUAAUGAUCCCACAGGGAAUGCUGGUACUGCUUUUGUUGGUGUUAUGUUUCUGUUUUCAUGUGGCCUGUGUCAUGUACCUGCAUAUUACGAGUGUUCAGUGCCAACCGGGCUGCCUCACCAUCCAGAUACGAACAGUUGUGUGUGUCUUCCUUGUUUUGCUCUCUUAUUCUGUUGCACAGGCCUGCAUGGUGGGAUUUAUUCCAUGGGGUCGGGUUAUAAUCAGAUCCAACAACUCUAUGCAGCAUUCUCCUGCAGACAUGUUUGGUGUAGAACCACCUAACAGCACAGCUGCAGAUAGAGCUGGUCCAAACAUGGCGUAUGCGCUGUUGUCCUGUUUAGCUGGUACACUCACCAUUGUUCCCUACCUCAGAGUGUCUUCACUCCCAAAGAUCCUCCUGCUUCUCCUUCUGUCUGUCACCUACACAGUCAUAAUGGAGACCAGUGGGUAUCGUCAAGCUGUCGGUGGUGGGUUUCUACACACUCAGGGAUAUGAUCCUGUGUUGGCUGUCUUGCUGUUCUCUGGAGCUCUUGCUCUCCACUCAAGACAGCUCGACCUAAAGCUGCGACUUGACUACCUGUGGGCAUCUCAGGCAGAAGAAGAGAGAGACGACAUGGAGAAAGUGAAACUGGACAACAAGAGGAUCCUGUUCAACCUGUUGCCAGCACAUGUGGCCCAACACUUCCUCAUGUCGAACCCCAGAAACAUGCUGAUGGAUAAAGAGUGCUACCGGGAUAUUGAGAAAAUCAAGACUAUUGGCAGUACAUACAUGGCUGCGGUGGGGCUCGUUCCUACAGCUGGCUUAAAGGCAAAGAAUUCCAUCACUUCACAUCUAUGCACAGUAGCAGAUUUUGCUAUUGAGAUGUUUGACGUCCUGGAUGCAAUUAACUACCAGUCUUAUAAUGAUUUUGUCCUUAGAGUAGGAAUCAAUGUGGGUCCAGUGGUGGCAGGAGUCAUUGGGGCCAGAAGGCCUCAGUAUGAUAUCUGGGGAAACACAGUGAAUGUAGCAAGCCGAAUGGACAGUACUGGAGUACAAGGGAAAAUACAGGUGACAGAAGAUGUCUAUCGUGUCAUCGCAAACCACUAUAAAUUUGUUUGUCGGGGACAAGUCAGUGUAAAGGGCAAAGGCCAGAUGCUCACUUACUUCCUGGAAGAGCGGAGGCAAAGCUGCAGUCUAUCUCACCCCCUUCAGCAGCCCCGCAAUUCGGAGCAGCGCUUAAGCGCCUUCGGCCAAGGGAAUGUGUGCACCAGGUUGAGCCCAGCCCCUAUAGUGACCACCUAUGCUACAGUGAGGACCCCAUGCAUGGCUAAACCAACGACUUCCACCAGCACCACUAGGUACCUGCCAUCUGUCCCCACGGCACUCAUUUAGUUAAAAAAAAGAAAGAGAGAAAAACUGAUGGCAGAGCCAAGAAAGCACAAAGAAGCAGAGAAGGGUGUUGUCCCUCUCCUGUCGGUAGGGCACAGUGUGACUGAUUGAUAGCUGUCCAAUGGGUAGCCUGGAUUUAGCCCUCGACUGCAUCCAGGACUGAUCAUAUGUGUCCUCGACUGGACUCUCCCACCACAUCCGAGCCCUGUUUGUUGUUUGACGCCAAGGGCGUCAUGAACAGGAUACAGGAUGCUUUGGUCUCUCUGCUCUGUAGUCAAAAGCCAAGGAUGUGUCCAGGAUUUCAGAGCAAACUCCUAGUUGUAGCCACAACUAUAAUAAACAAAAUCAGCCAAACAACAUGCACAGUUAAUAGUGUAGCACGCAAGAGUCUUUGCAAGAAAUGGAAAAUUCCUUUAACUACAUUAGCCGACCCCUUUUUUCACAGUAUCCAACCAAAUCAGUGUUAUUGCCUUAUUAACGAGUUUUUAGAAUGAGUUUACUGCUACUUUAUGUUGACUUUUAAAGAUGUUAUUGAUCUUACACAGCAGAUUAAUUUAUUACUGGGGCAUUGCUGACAUAUUUAUUUAAAAGUAAUUGUGUAAUUAUCCUAUAAACUUGCUAAAAUGCAACAAGGCAUGGCCUUUAAUCAUUGUUGCGUCAGUGUACGCUUGAGGCCUCAUCAUCAUACACCUCUGAUGGCAAGUGAGGUCGACUUAAUUUUUGGACGGAGCUGCUCAGAUAAGUGCAUGAACCCACUGCUGCAAUCCAGUCAUGUUGCCGUUUGUUUGCCUGUAAUGCUUGACUUCCAGAUUCUUCCUUGUCAAAGUGUAGCAAUAAAACAAUUUGUGUCCUAUCACAGCAUAAUAACCUUUGCAUGCUAUAGCCUGCUGUACCUUCAUUCGAUCUGAUAGUUGAUUUAGCUAUUAGAAUGUGCAUAGUUAACCACGCAAAUCUGUAUAUCUGUGGAGUUGAAGCAUGACUUAGAAAGCCUAUUUUCUGCAUCAUGUGAGUGUAACUCAUUCCAAAUGGAAUUAUAACAAAAAGGAGAAAAAAAAUCUGUGUACCGUAUUUUCACAACCAUAAGGCGCACUGUAAUAAAAGCCGCAGUCUCAGUUACGGGGUCUAUUUCUGUAUUUAACACAUACAUAAGGUGCACCGUAUUAUUGGGCGGAAGCAUGGUAAAACAUAGGCUAACUUAAAACAUACAGUAGCAUGCAUGCACGUUAAAACAAUGUUUUUAAAAAGGCAGCGGGAGCAAAACUGAGUUUGGUUGUACUUUAUUGCAUCCACAAUCCAUUCACAAAUUGUGGCGUAACUCGCCCAGCGCUGCCUCCAAGCCUUAGUAAAUCUGUGUUCGCCAUCUGUCAUCCAUCACGCCCACGCCGCUCGCAACUUCACUUUGAGCGCCCUGUUUACACCGAUGUCCAGCAGUUGGAGUUCCUUCGUCAAGCCUCCUGGAAUGAUGGCAAGCUUCGAGUUAUCCCGGCUGUUCUUUGCUCAUUAAUCCAUUGCUCGAGUUGGUCGUCCAACUCGGGCCACCUCGCCUUGUUUCCGCGUUUUGUUUUUCAACUCAGCUUCGUCUUCUUGCCUUGGCGAAGCUCGUUUUCCUGCUUCCUCCACUUGCAAUGGAGGAAGCAGGAAUGGAUUAAUUGAUCUUGAAUUCUCUCGCGGCUGCUCGAUUCCCAUGUUCCUCCGGGUAUCUGAUAGCUUGCAGUUUUAACUGUGCUUCGUAAGCGUGUCUCGUCGUAGGUGCCAUUUUCGGGGGUCCUUAGCCAAACCGAUGCACAUACCGGAACUAUAUACCUACUGCGUGUCUUUUGCCUCCUCUGUCACGCACACCCUUCCCCCUUUACGUCCGCAUGCUGUCCUCAGUCACGUCCGCCUUUCCUCUAUAUAAGCAGCGUGUCAACAGGAAAUGCUCCCAGUCAGUCAAGCGGAGCGCUCAUCAAAGUCACACAACAACAUUUACAGAUUUUGGAACUCGGUGCACACAUAAGGCGCGUGCCGCAUUAUAAGGCGCCCCGUCCAUUUUGGAGAAAAUUUAAGACAUUUAAGUGCGCCUUAUGGUCGUGAAAAUACGGUAUUUGUUUAUUGAGUACUAUUUUUAUUGUUAAAAUAUUCUAAUAGUCUACUAUUUUUACAACCUAAAAUCUGCUUUCAUAUGUCAACUAAAACUGCUGUUUAUGAGGAGUCACAAAAACCUGUAUGUAUUCGUCAUGAGUAAAAAUUCAGAUUAUUUUGUGGAAUAGCAUGCUACACAUUGUAACAAUUAACUCUCCUCCGAUGGAGCAUGUACUACUUGGAAGCCGCUGGCUAUCACAUGCAUGCAAUGAUGGAACCUGAACACAACUCAAGCAGCAGACACAUUGGUUUUAUAUAGUAUGCACGUGCUAUACUGGUAGCAAUGCUCUUGAAUGUAAGGUACUUUCUUGACCUGUGUCUUCAAAAGCUCGGUGUACAAACCUCUUGACAAUAUUUCAGGAUAGUUGGACAUUAAUGGCCAUAUUCUCACAUUUGUGCAUGUCUUUUUUUUAUUUUUUUUUUUUAAUUACACACCUGGCCCAUAACGACAACUGACACACCGUGCGUAAGCGCCGAAUGUGUGCGCAAAUGCCAAUGAGGCAUGACUCAUUGAACUCUGAGGCUGGCUGUAAUUGCAGGAAGAUGGAGUUUAUAUGAGACUUGUGGAUGCCAUAGAAAUCCAUUUGGAAAAUAAUGGACACUUUAAAUUUGAAAUGACCUUCUGUAGCCUUCCGUUGCCUUUGAGAUGUGUGCGCCGCUCAUCUAACAGGCUACUUUAAAGGCCCAUGUUUUUCUUUAUUCUGUAUGAAGUACAUGGAAUACAAAUAAUGUAAUCAGAAUACUGUGCUUAUGACUGAACGCAUGUUUGGAGGUCAUUCAAUUAAAAAAGUGGGUGUACCUGCUGCUCUAUACAUCAGCAGUUUCCAAACCAGUGGCGUGGCUAGGCCUAUAUUAGGGGGGCUUCAGUUCAGUUGUUUAUGGCAAAGGUUUAUUGUCCUAGCACCCCCGAAACCGAUCUCCAGCCCCUCUACAAAAAUAUUGGUCUCCAGCUGCGUGCCUUUUAUGACUUCUCUGGCGCACACGGAAGAAUAUGACCAUUAAGUCUGGGGGUUCCUCUCACCUUCUCCUGCUAUUGUUGACGAUCAAUUGGUUUCAAAUGUGCCAACCUAUUUUCAUAAACAUAUCAAACUUUUUGUGUUAAGCUGUAGCAAAACGAAUGUGUGACUGGAGUAACUGUGCAUUUUCUUUGUUGAAUGCCUGAAUUUCUAUUCUUUCAGCUGUUACUGAGCAAUGUUUUUGUAUUGUCUCAAACAGGAAAAAAUGUUGGUACGGACACAUUACCUGAGUGAAAUGAUGUUGUACUACUUGUGGUAUUGAAAUUCUUUGACUGACUAUAUUAUAGCUCAAAUGCUUGCUUUAUGUUUCUAAAAAUGGAUAGAAAUGAUGACUUUUAUACAAUAAUUUAGAGUUGAUGGGGGUUGUUAUGUACAAUAUGUCCCUGUAAAUUGGUUAUUUUCAUACUUGAUGCAAUUGUAUGUAGGUAUUUCUCGCUAUUGUACAUUGUAGUUUUUUUUUCAGAACUAUAUUAUUAUUUCUUCUUUUGUUUAAAAUGUAUUUAUUGAGAUGUUUUACGUGAAUGGAAAGACAAUACAGUAUUUUGUACAAGUGUUUGCACUCAAAUGAUGUUGACCUAUUGUUAAUAUUAAAAUAAAGCAAGAGGGGAUUGUGUCA